Messenger RNA from Paraglomus occultum, 4887 nucleotides. NCBI's taxonomy places the organism in Eukaryota, Fungi, Glomeromycota, Glomeromycetes, Paraglomerales, Paraglomeraceae. The record is from the annotation of a GenBank genome assembly.
AUGAGCAAAAGUGUGCAACAUAUCAGUAACGGUUUAAACCCAUUGACGGAUACUACGACACCCGGUUCUUUGCGAAAGUUUACUCGCGAUCUAUCUCCGAAAAAGUUUUCAUACAACUGUGAAGGCGAACGACAAAAAGUUACUGAAAAUAGUCAUAUUGGAAAUAACGCAAUGAAGUCGUCGCAAUCCAAUACUCAUUACUCGCGUCAGCAGUUAAAUGAGAGAGAAAAGAACAGGGAACCAACGAGUUGCGCCUUUGCUCAUCAGCUUCCGAGCUCUACUCAGCAAAGACGACAUUUACCCCACCAUAAGUACGAACCUUUUAUUGAUUUAUCAAAAAACCGGAAUGAUUUUCGAACAAAUUCACGACAUAAUCGACGAAACAGCCCAAAUACUGAACCUUCAACCCGGUAUCCACAGGCACAUACUGCCAAUUGCGAUCAUGAUCGAUCUUGUAAUACGCAUUCAAGUAGGGACCGUUAUUCUAAGACCAAUUCUUCAACUUACUCCCAAUCGAGAAAGUUAGAGGAAUCGUGGCGUAGGUCAGAAAGCCGAUCUAGUCAAUCAGGUCAUUUGUUACCAUCACCACAGUCCCGUUUAUCACCUGUAAAAGAUUCAUCGUCAACCUCCAAGAAGAGACCCUUGUCACCAUUAACACCAGCCGAUCCUUAUGUUCCAACGCACAGACAACGUCUUUCCACUGAUGGCAACACUUUUGCAAGCUCCUAUUUCGAGGAGAAAUCAGAUGCUAUUAUCAGAAUAGAUGAUGCAGAUGGCGGCCGUACUAUCCAGCAUCAACCAGAACAGCCCAAUUUGUACUCUAGCUAUAGUCAGCUAUUUAGUCAGCUUGAGCAUUCGACACAGCGAGAUCCGCUUCCUCCGCAACAGACAGUGUAUCAACGCGACCGGGAACGCCAACGUGGCGUAGAAAAGCGCCAAAAGUCUACGUACCACAUGCCGCUUCGCAUUUAUAACCAGAGCUAUAUCGAUUCCACUUUUGAUGUAGAAUCAGUUAAAUCUAGACAAGAAAACCUUGUUUGGCUAAAAGGUCCAAAGAGUUUUCUCAAUAAUCACGCAAAGCAUGACGUCGCUUGGGAGUCAUUCGGACCGGAUGACAAUAAACUACACAGAGCCACGGUUAGCCUGAAAAUUUCCGGGGAGGUGCUGCUCGCUUAUGGUGAUGGAAAGACAAAAAAGGAUGCUGAGAAAAUUGCCUAUCUUCAUCUUCUUUAUAAAUUGGAAUCUGAUGGUAUGUUACAGAAACUUGUAGAUGAACACAAAUCAGGCUCUCGCAAACAAGAUUCUCCUCCGGCCAAGGUCAAUUCUAACGAAGGUGAUCCUAAGAAACACGUGAUAGACUUUUGCUCGAGGUUUGACUACAUACCCGAUUUUAAAGUGACCGGAGAAGGUCCGGCGCAUAACACAGUAUGGAAUGCUGUGGUAGAAUUACCCGAACCAAACAUAAUUGGUCGUGGAUCUGGUAGGACAAAACGGGAUGCAGAAAACGCUGCUGCAAGAGAUUUCAAACAAAAGACCGAAGAGUACAUGGCUGCCAAUGGAAUAAAUUCUAUCGAUAAAGCAGCGGGAAGUUCGUUGAGCGAAACUGAUGCUAAGCGGUUUGUGUCAUACGUCAUUAAGAAAUUUGGUUACAAAGCACCGGUAUUCCAGUACAAGAGAAUUGGUCCCGCUCAUCAUACGUUGUGGCAAGCACAUUUAAUCGUACAUGAUAACGCGCUAGGUGUUGCAACUAGAUCAAAUAAACGCGAUGCACAGGGAGCUUCGUACAUAAAUGGCGCGAUAGAAUUGCGUAAAAAGUACGAACAUCAUUGGGAAAAAUACGAAAAAGAAAUAAAAAACAAGGAAAAAACCAAGCCAGCACCAUCUGUUCAGAUUUAUUUCGGUGAUAAAAGUCAUGACAUAUUAGGAAGCUUGGUAUCCGAUCUGCAUGAUGUAGAAUAUUUCUUGAGAAACGAAGAUGAGGGUAUUAUAAUGCAGAGUAAGCAAUUGCCAUCAUCGGACGUUUCCAACGAACCGACGAACCUGCCAGUCAAACGCCCUCGGCUAAAUGAUACUUUUCUUGUGAGUAAAUCAAUGGAAUUAUACAACAGGUACCAACGUUAUCUCAAUUCCCUUCAAAACGCGCCAAUACGUGCAACACGUGAUUCUCUUCCAAUAGCACGGUAUGCAAGUACAAUUGUAGAAGCAAUUGAAAAGAACCCCGUCAUUGUUCUUGUCGGGGCAACUGGCUGUGGGAAAACUACACAGUUACCGCAAAUUAUUUUUGAAGAAUCUAUCCGAAAUGGCAAAGGUGCUUACUGCAAUAUUAUAGUCACGCAGCCUCGACGAAUAGCAGCUAUUUCUGUUGCACAGCGAGUUGCAAAGGAGCGCGCAGAACGUUUGGGACAAUCUAUAGGAUAUACUGUUCGAUUCGAGAGUGUUCCUCCUGUGCCUAAUGGGAGUAUUCUGUAUUGUACAACUGGCGUUUUUUUGCGAAAGAUGCAUGAAGAUAAAGAUGGAAAAGACACCUUGGAAGGAGUUUCUCAUAUUGUUGUUGACGAAGUUCAUGAGAGAGAUAUGAACUGUGACUUUUUAUUGGUCAUAUUGAAGCGUAUUCUUUUUGAACGACGGCGAGAUGGCUUACCGCCCAUAAAAUUGAUUUUGAUGAGCGCCACCAUAGACACGGGUAUUUUUGCUGAUUAUUUUGGUGAAUUUUGUCCGGAUGGUAAAUGUCCUGUCAUCGAGGUACCUGGCAGAACCUUCCCUGUACAACAAUAUUUUCUUGACGAUCUCAUACCGAUGCUCAAGUCACGUUAUCAAAGCGCGGGAUUAGCAUGUUUCGAGGACAAGGAUACGAAAAAAUACGUCGAUCGUGAGUUGAAGCUUGCUCCUCCGCUAGUCGAGACUCCCAGACCGCCGGUAUCCAAGGCAGAUGCGCAAAAUAAAUAUCUUACUGUGGAUGUGGAUAGUGAUGACGUUAGCAGUCACAGUAGCGAUAUUGACGAUGUUGAAGGUAGUUCAACACCCUCGUCGAACAUCACCGAAUGGUCGAAUGCGCCGAAACAAAUAGACGAGGCGGCUGAUGCAGAAAUACCAUAUCAAUUAAUGGCACUAGUUAUUGCUCACGUUGUUAACACUAGCACGGAAGGCGCCAUACUGGUCUUUUUGCCUGGUCUCGACGAAAUUAUGACAUUCCAACGCCAAAUUACCUCAACCCCUUAUCCUUUAGGAAUCAAUUUUGCAGACACUGAGCGCUUUAAAAUUUACGUACUUCACUCUACUAUUCCGGCGAGUGCACAACAGGAAGUGUUCGAUCCUGUGCCUAGCAACAUGCGCAAAAUCAUUCUUGCAACAAACAUUGCAGAAACGUCCGUUACUAUUCAAGAUAUCGUCUAUGUUAUUGAUUCGGGCAAAGUAAAGGAAAAGCGGUACGACCAGAGCAAGCGCAUGACAAGCUUAAUGACCACAUGGAUAAGCCAAUCAAACUCCAGACAGCGUUCAGGAAGAGCUGGUCGGGUCAGAGAAGGAGAAUACUACGCAUUGAUGUCGUAUGCACGCUAUCAAACUCUCGAAGGAUAUUCUACUCCGGAAAUGUUACGUUCUGAUUUACAAGAGAUCUGUUUGUAUGUCAAGGCGCUCGAUCUUCCAGCAACAAUAGGAGACGUACUCGCUCAGGCUAUCCAACCACCAGACGAGGCUAGCGUAGUUGCGGCACUAGAAAAUUUGAAAUCUCUCCGUGCAUUGGAUUCAUCGGAGGAGCUGACUCCACUUGGAAAGGUUUUAGCUACGCUCCCAAUGGAACCGGGACUAGGGAAAAUGGUGUUACUAGGGGCUAUAUUCCAAUGCUUGGAUCCAAUGUUAACCAUUGCUGCUUGUAUGGCGUCAAAGAAUCCUUUCAUGUCUCUACCACAAUGCAAGCAACAAGCAGACCAGGUCAAAGUCGAAUGGGCUCAGGGUUUGGCAAGUGAUCAUUUUGCUAUAUUGAACGUGUACAACGCCUGGUACAAGCUUCACUCUCAAGGUCGUGCUGUUGCAGCGGCCAGGUUUUGUUCUGAUAACUAUUUAAGUAAAUCAGGAAUGCAAACCAUAGGACAAGUAAAACUACAACUUUUACAACUUUUGGAACGUGCUGGUGUUGUUCCUAAAAAUAACCAACGGUUUAAUUAUCAGACGGGUCCUGGUAUCGGUCCGCCGGAACUUAAUGUGAAUUCCAAUUGCAUUCCCCUGCUCCGUGCUUUAAUUUGUGCUGGAGUAUAUCCAAACGUAUCCCUGAAAACUUCAAAAAAGACUUGUAGAACUAGACACGAAAAUUGUGCGUUCAUUCAUCCUGCAUCUGUGAAUUAUAAAGGACGACUUGCCAAGGCGGCCGCAAUGAGAAAUGGAUCGGGGCAAUCAAGUGAAGAAGAACAUGUAGAAGCAGCUGUCGGUACACUAUAUGCUUAUUCAACUAAAGUCAAAUCGAGUGGGCAGCAGCAAGUUUUCCUUCGUGAUACAACCAAAAUAGACCCAUUGUCGGUAGUGCUAUUUGGCGGGGAGACAGAAUUACUGCAGAAAGGCGAUAUAACACUGCUUAUGGACGAAUGGCUUCAAUUUACCGGGGGACCAAAAAGUAUUAGGCUGACUAGUCAACUGAAAUAUCUUCUUGAACGAUGCCUGUCUCGAAUAUAUGACCAACUCGAUGUGAAAAGUCACAAGGGAUCUGCCGUUAAUAAUAAUGAUGACGAUGAUGCGAAUCAAUCGUUUGAUGCAGACAGUCUUAGCCUUGGGUGCAAUGAGCGUGCAACAACACGGCUUGUUCAGGGUAUUGCAGAAUUAUUAGAUCAAAUAGAUCGGGACGGGCCACCUCCGGUACCAUCGUACACUGCUGAUAGGUACCGCCCCGUGCGCUAG